UAUCGGUCCCUAUCAGAUACAACAAUUCCCAAAGCUUCAACUACAUCAUUGCUUGCAACUUCUGAAUGUUGACCUUAUUAACAUGAAUCCCCGUGGAUUUCCAAGCAUAUGUUCUGUAUAGAGGGCGUCUGGACGUACCCGCCUUCCCACAUCCCCAUAUUUUCCAUUCCUCCUCUUGCCCACGCCUGUGUCAAAUCCUAAUACAUCGCAACCAACAAGCUACCACUUACAACCCAAAUCACAAUGCCCUCAGACCUCUCAAACUAUCUCGCAACACACUACCUAACAGCCGACCCCAAGCCCUCAAAAAAGCGCAAGCGCAAGCAAAAAGACACCGAAGGCCUAAUUAUCGCCGAUGAUGACGAAACAGGGUGGUCGUCGCGCUCGCGCAACCGCGACGGCGCAGACGACGAAGACGACGACAUGGCCCUGCAGGCCGCCGUAGCAGGGACAAGCGCCGAGUUUCGCAAAGCGAAGAAAUCAGGAUGGAAAGUCCUCGGAGGCAGCAGCAGCACCAACCCCCAGACAACAUCCACAUCCACAUCCACACCCCAAGACACAGAUGACGCAACGCGCCAAGCGGACGCGAUCCUCGCCUCGGCGGCCGCAGAAAGCGCCUUAGCCGGCGCUGACGCCGAUGAAGAGAACGCACCAGUAAUGAUGUCCGACGGGACCUAUGCCGGUCUCCAAACAGGCGCAUCAGUGUCCGCCCAACUCUCCGCUCGCCGGGCCGCGGAGCGCGCCGAAUACGAGCGCAGCGCGGGCGGGACAGGCGGCGGCAAAGAAGCGGAAACCAUCUACCGCGACGCCACGGGCCGCCGCGUAGACGUGAGCAUGAAGCGCGCGGAGCUGCGGCGCGAAGCAGAAGAAGCCGCGCGCAAGCGCGAGGAGGCCGAACUUGCGCUCCGCGGCGACGUGCAGCGGGAGGAAGCCAUGCGGCGGCGCUCGGCGCUCGAGGACGCGAAGGUAAUGAGCGUGGCGCGGCACGCAGACGACGUCGAGAUGAACGCGGAGAUGAAGGCGCAGGUGCGCUGGGGCGAUACCAUGGCCGCGUUCGUGAAGCCCAAGGACGCCACCACUAGUGGCGUAGGGACGAAAGGAGGGGGGAGGAGUGUGAAAGGACGGCCCGUGUACAAGGGCGCGUGGGCGCCGAAUCGCUAUCAGAUCCCGCCGGGGCAUCGAUGGGACGGCGUGGAUCGGGGUAAUGGGUUCGAGGGGGAGCGGUUCAAGGCCAUUAAUCGGCGCGAGAGGAAUAAGGACUUAGAUUACUCGUGGCAGAUGGACGAGUAGAGCUUCUUAUUUCUUAUUUCUACAUUUGUGCGGCAUACAGAGAGGCGUUGUUGGCAUGAUUUACGCGAGACAGACAGAUAUUAUUAUACCCACUUGUUUUUUUAUUUCCAUUCACGAAUAAUUCUAGUGGUCAUAUAUAAAAGCUAUGUCGAGUGCCGUCGUGAUGCUGGCUUGCAACCAUGUCAUGUGUAUUAUGUAUAAUCUAUAGAAUGCUAUGGAAGUCGGCACUAAUGUUUUAUAGUCUCUUUCUGUGGACGAGUCCAAGCGGGUUAGCAGCAUCAC
Messenger RNA from Xylaria bambusicola, 1572 nucleotides. Its product is annotated as Pre-mRNA-splicing factor of RES complex-domain-containing protein. The coding region runs from base 244 to 1290 and encodes 348 amino acids. NCBI's taxonomy places the organism in Eukaryota, Fungi, Ascomycota, Sordariomycetes, Xylariales, Xylariaceae. The transcript has a single exon. Gene Ontology annotation, molecular function: RNA binding. Gene Ontology annotation, biological process: mRNA splicing, via spliceosome. The record is from RefSeq and is a predicted model, not a curated record. Gene Ontology annotation, cellular component: U2-type spliceosomal complex; RES complex.